UCUACUACACAUGGAGAAUGAAACAUGUUUUUGCAUGAAGAAUGAAAACACAAGAACCUUUCUAUUGACACAAUUGUAGCAGUGUUAUAACUAUAUUUAUACAUCGCUAAGCAUCCUAUAUAGCAGUUACGUUUUAGUUAUUGUCCUGUAACGUUAUCGUGUACAUCCAUCUUCCCGUCUCCCUCUAAAGAAAUGUCUCAGGAGAGUCAACAUGGCAGGUGGAGUAUAUCAGAUAGUGAAGAAGAGGACAACAUCAUACCCCCAACCCCUCAAAAACGCUCAGACACACCAAGUAUUAAACCUAAUUUAGAAAGCAAACCCAAUAAGAUCACCACCAUUCUUAAGCAAAAGCCGGAGCAAAGUCCUAAUGUAAAUGUAAACCUAAAUGUAAAAGAACCGUCUGCUCCCUUCAUCGGAUCCGAAGCUAGACAAGCUGCACAUGGGAACCAAAUAAACCCUGUGAAAUAUGAAAGCAAUCCCUCUCCGGCUGUAAAGCGAAAGAGAGAGACGGAUGAAGGGGGCUGGAACCUCUCCAGCAGUGAUGAUGAAGAAACCCGACCAUCUGUCCCAAAAGAUGAACCCAAGAAAGUUAAUGUAAGUCCUAAAAAGAAGAAAACCGAACACACACGUCCUCCGAGCCCUCACGGGGCCUGUUAUUAUAAAGAAGAGCCUGCUGAUUUUUUCGAAACAAACUUGUCAAUGAAUGACAUGUACCGCUUUUAUUUAAACAAAGUCACUGGGAUACAGAAAAAGUUCAAUACCGGAGCACUGCAUAUCAAAGAGAUACUUUCUCCUAUGUUCGGGAUGCUAAAAGAGUCUGUGCAGUUCAAUUACUGCUUUGACAUUCCAUGGAUGGUGGAGCAGUAUCCUCCAGAAUUUAGGGACAAACCCGUCGUGAUUGUUCAUGGAGACAAACGAGAGGCCAAGGCUCGAUUAAUUGAGCAAGCCAAACCAUAUCCACAUAUUACUUUCUGCCAGGCCAAACUGGACAUUGCAUUUGGCACACAUCAUACGAAAAUGAUGCUGCUAUGGUACGAGGAGGGAUUCAGAGUCAUCAUCCUUACCUCGAACCUUAUCCGAGCCGACUGGUACCAGAAAACUCAGGGGCUGUGGAUGAGUCCACUGUACCCCAGGUUACCGGUGGGAAGUCCAGGAUUAGCAGGGGAGUCUCCCACCAACUUCAAAAGAGACCUGCUGGAAUAUCUGGAAGCAUACCGGGCUCCAGAGCUCGCUGACUGGAUCGAUCGCAUCAAACAGCAUGAUCUGUCAGAAACACGGGUGUAUCUCAUUGGUUCAACUCCAGGAAGAUAUCAAGGACCUGCCAUGGAAAAGUGGGGGCAUCUAAGAUUGCGAAAGCUGCUCCGCGAACACGCUCACCCCAUUCAGAACGAAGAGAGGUGGCCUGUGAUUGGUCAGUUUUCCAGUAUUGGCUCUAUGGGUCUUGAUAAGACUAAAUGGCUUGCAGCUGAGUUCCAGCAUACCCUGGGCACGCUGGGGAGAGCAGAGAAAUCAUUACCCACCCCGCAACCACAGAUGCACCUGAUUUAUCCAUCUGUGGAAAAUGUGAGGACCAGUUUGGAAGGUUAUCCAGCUGGGGGAUCUUUACCAUACAGCAUACAGACGGCACAGAAACAGCUCUGGCUUCACUCAUACUUCCAUGGCUGGCAUGCUGAUGUUACCGGUAGGAGCAACGCAAUGCCCCACAUUAAAACAUAUAUGAGGAUCUCACCAGAUUUUACACAACUGGCCUGGUUCCUUGUAACAAGUGCCAAUUUGUCAAAAGCUGCCUGGGGUGCGCUGGAAAAGAACAACACUCAGAUAAUGGUGCGUUCCUAUGAGCUGGGAGUUCUCUACUUGCCUUCAGCCUUUAACAUGAGCACAUUUCCAGUGGAGAAGGACGUGUUUUCUGGCUCCGCCUCCUCCAAAGGCUUCCCUGUGCCCUAUGACCUUCCACCUCACCGUUACACCAGCAAAGAUCAACCUUGGAUCUGGAAUAUUCCAUACACUCAAGCUCCGGAUACUCAUGGAAAUGUAUGGGCACCAUCUUGAGAAGAUAAUACCUUUGAGACCAUCUGCAUUAGAUCAAAUGGACUUGAGACUCUCUUAGUAUUCCAGCCACCUGAAUGAACUCAUUACCUGUGACAGCAAUAGUAGAAGUAUGGGUUUGUGUCAUUUAGUGUAUUAGAUACUGUAUUUUAGCCACGUUGAGGUGAGUCCACCUUAUUUUUUCCAUUAUCAUUUUGUAAAUUAACAGAUAAAAGAUGUUUUACAGGUAAAACCAUAAUGGGUGUAAUAAAUGUAUUUUUCGAAUGAACUGUCCUCUGUGUUUUGUACAAAAAUGUACAUAAAUCAGUGGUGGCUCUUCCGAAGGGUGCAAAUUCAAAAUAAGUGUGUCAUGUGUGUUGCUCAUGUUUUCAAAAUAUGUGUUUGUUGCGUGAUGUGAACCAUGUGCAUCACGUGUUUUGUCAAAAUAAGUGCCUGUUGCACACACCUCAAAACCGUUGAGACGUGCACGUUCACAAAAUACACGCAAGACACUCCCUUAACAGUAAACUCUGAUUACGCAUGAGAUUAUGUGAGUAUCUGGCAAAUGGAAGCGUCUCUUUAUCAUAAACCCUUUAGACGCGUCUGCAGCAGUCAUUUAUUUUGAUAAGACACGUGAUGCACAUAGGUUCACUCAACCACAAAACACAUAUUUUGAAAUUACGUAAUUACAGGCUACAUAAAUGGUGUGACAAUCUUUGCAUCGGCGCCCUCGUAAAAAUAAGUCACCGGCCGCCACUGACAUACAUGUAUGUUUAACACAGAAUCAAAUGAAACAACUUUGACCCAGACAUGGUUUUGGAAAAUCAAAAGCAGGUAAUGGGUACCAUUUAUAGAAAGACUAUCUCUCAAAUCCAUUUCCUGUUUGGUAUAACAGAGUUAGUACAGAUGAAAGAAGGACUAAAUGAAAUGGUGAAAACUUAAAGUGGCUGUUUUAUAUUAUUUGAUUAUGGACGUGUCAAACACAUUCUAGUCGAGUUAAAUUUUUUCACAGCUUCUAAUGUGUUCA
This is a messenger RNA of Paramisgurnus dabryanus, 3052 nucleotides long. The record is from RefSeq and is a predicted model, not a curated record. Lineage: Eukaryota; Metazoa; Chordata; Actinopteri; Cypriniformes; Cobitidae.